AUGGCUCGGUUUGCGAGCCCUGCGGGUGCGUCCAAGUCAUUCACUUGGACCACCGUCUUCUACCUUCUUUUGGUUCUGAUCGCGCCUCUGGCGCUCUUCGGUACCACUGCUCACGCUGAAGAAUCCGUUUCCUCAGAUGAGUAUGGAACCGUCGUUGGUAUUGAUUUGGGAACCACCUACUCUUGUGUUGGUGUUAUGCAGAAUGGCAAGGUUGAGAUUCUCGUCAACGACCAAGGAAACCGAAUCACCCCCUCUUACGUCGCUUUCACUGAUGAGGAGCGCCUUGUCGGCGACGCCGCUAAGAACCAAUACGCCGCCAACCCUACCCGUACCAUCUUCGACGUCAAGCGUUUGAUUGGACGCAAGUUCGACGACCGUGACACUCAGAGAGACGCCAAGAACUUCCCCUUCAAGGUUGUUAACAAGGAUGGCAAGCCCCAAGUCAAGGUCGAGGUCAACAAGACUCCCAAGACCUUCACCCCCGAGGAGAUUUCCGCCAUGAUUCUGGGCAAGAUGAAGGAAAUCGCUGAGAGCUAUCUGGGCAAGAGUGUUACCCACGCUGUCGUUACCGUUCCCGCUUAUUUCAAUGACGCCCAGCGUCAGGCUACCAAGGAUGCCGGUACCAUCGCCGGUCUGAAUGUUCUCCGUGUUGUCAACGAGCCCACCGCCGCCGCUAUCGCCUACGGUCUUGACAAGACCGGUGACGAGCGCCAGGUUAUUGUGUACGAUCUGGGUGGUGGUACCUUCGAUGUCUCCCUCCUCUCUAUCGACAACGGCGUUUUCGAGGUUCUGGCUACCGCUGGUGACACCCACCUUGGUGGUGAGGACUUUGACCACCGUGUCAUGGACUACUUCGUUCAGCUCUACAACAAGAAGAACAACGUGGAUAUCCGCAAGGAUCUCAAGACCAUGGGUAAGCUGAAGCGUGAGGUUGAGAAGGCCAAGCGAACUCUGUCUUCCCAGAUGUCUACCCGCAUUGAAAUUGAGGCCUUCCACGAGGGCAACGACUUCUCUGAGACCUUGACUCGCGCCAAGUUUGAGGAGUUGAACAUUGAUCUUUUCAAGAAGACCCUUAAGCCUGUUGAGCAGGUUCUUAAGGAUGCCAAGGUCAAGAAGUCCGAGGUUGACGACAUUGUUCUCGUCGGUGGUUCUACUCGUAUCCCCAAGGUCCAGGCUCUUCUGGAGGAGUACUUUGGUGGCAAGAAGGCUAGCAAGGGUAUCAACCCCGACGAGGCUGUUGCUUUCGGUGCCGCUGUCCAAGGUGGUGUUCUUUCCGGUGAAGAGGCCGCUAAGGAGAUUGUUCUCAUGGAUGUCAACCCCCUUACCCUUGGUAUUGAGACCACUGGUGGUGUGAUGACCAAGCUUAUCCCCCGUAACACUGUCAUCCCCACCCGCAAGUCGCAGAUCUUCUCUACUGCGGCUGACAACCAGCCUACUGUUCUUAUCCAGGUUUACGAGGGUGAGCGUUCGAUGACCAAGGACAACAACAUGCUCGGCAAGUUCGAGUUGACCAACAUCCCUCCCGCUCCUCGUGGUGUCCCUCAAAUUGAGGUCGCUUUCGACCUGGAUGCCAACGGUAUCCUCAAGGUCAGCGCUAGUGACAAGGGCACUGGCAAGGCUGAGUCCAUUACCAUUACCAAUGACAAGGGUCGCCUCUCCCAGGAGGAGAUUGACCGCAUGGUUGCCGAGGCCGAGGAAUACGCCGAGGAAGACAAGGCCAUGAAGAACAAGAUCGAAGCCCGUCACGGCCUGGAAAACUACGCCUUCAGCCUGAAGAACCAGGCCAACGAUGAGGAGGGUCUCGGUGGCCAGAUCGAUGAGGAUGACAAGCAGACUAUCCUGGACGCUGUCAAGGAGACCCUUGACUGGCUCGAGGACAACGCUGCUACUGCUACCACCGAGGACUUCGAGGAGCAGAAGGAGCAGCUCUCCAGCGUCGCUUACCCCAUCACCAGCAAGCUGUACGGCUCUGCUCCUCCUUCCGAGGAUGACGAGCCCGAUGUCCACGACGAACUGUAA
Messenger RNA from Penicillium chermesinum, 2019 nucleotides. RefSeq names its product Hsp70 family ATPase KAR2 (gene bipA). The record is from RefSeq and is a predicted model, not a curated record. Gene Ontology annotation, biological process: cellular response to unfolded protein; endoplasmic reticulum unfolded protein response; protein refolding. The coding region runs from base 1 to 2019 and encodes 672 amino acids. Lineage: Eukaryota; Fungi; Ascomycota; Eurotiomycetes; Eurotiales; Aspergillaceae. The transcript is spliced from 3 exons. Gene Ontology annotation, molecular function: heat shock protein binding; ATP-dependent protein folding chaperone; misfolded protein binding. Gene Ontology annotation, cellular component: endoplasmic reticulum lumen; endoplasmic reticulum chaperone complex; cytoplasm.